Vicia faba (fava bean) is the source of this 876-nucleotide messenger RNA. Lineage: Eukaryota; Viridiplantae; Streptophyta; Magnoliopsida; Fabales; Fabaceae. The record is from the annotation of a GenBank genome assembly.
AUGAGAAUCGUGUUUAAUGGAGCUGCAAUAGCUCUAACUUUCUUGUCCCUCCUGUUACUCUCCCCAGUUACAUUCUCUGAGAAAUGCAACCCACAAGACAAGAAAGUUCUCCUCAGAAUCAAACAAGAACUCAACAACCCAUACCUUCUAGCCUCAUGGGACCCAAAAACAGAUUACUGUGACUGGUACUGUGUCGAGUGCGACAUCAAAUUUCACCGUAUCACCGCCCUAAUCAUGCAAUCCUCCGUCCCAGACACAAAUCUCUCCGGCCACCUCCUCCCAAUCCACCGUAACAGCUCAAUCUCAUAUCACCUUACAAAAUCUGUUCAAUCAUCAUCGCCGCAUCACCUAACUUCCAUCCAUUCCGCGGUUUCCAACAGUAACUCACUAUAUAACGCUCCUUCCUAUAAUGGAUCUGCCCCUUCUGCUACUUCACAACCACUUGCAGAUUUGGCAUUUUCAAAUACAAGUGCAACUGGUCAAGCUCCAGCAUCUAUCAUGGCAAUUGAUGAUCUGUUUGGUUUAGAUUUUUCAGUUGGGACUCCAACCACACUGCCACCUUCCCCAUUGACCCUCAACCCAAAAGUUGUACUGGAUCCUGGCACAUUUCACCUUGUCCAAAUUUGGUUUGCCCUGAAACUUAAUGAUGGUGCUGUUGAAUAUGAAGAUGGUACCCCUGCUACAGAAGCUCAGAUGGGGAAAGAUGUCGUGUCAUUUUUGUCUUGGGUUGUAGAACCUGAGAUGGAAGAAAGAAAACUGAUGGGAUUUAAAUGGAUAUUUGUACUUUCAUUGGCAUUACUUCAAGCUGCAUAUUAUCGCCGUCGUCGAUGGUCUGUUCUCAAGUCCCGCAAGUUGGUUCUUGAUGUUGUCAACUAG